AUGCGGUGGCGGCUCUGGGGGCGCUGCGGGGGGAGCGGGCAGCGGCGGGGGUCGCUCCUGCCCCUCGGACCCGGGCUCGGACUCAGGCUUUUGUUCCUCUUGCUGCUGCUGCUGGGAGGUGGCGAGGCGGCUCCACUUCCGCAAACAGGUGCAGGGGAAAUAGCUGCAGCUGAAGUUUCUUCCUCUUUUGUGGCUUUGGCUGCAUGUAGUUUAGUAGUCCUGGUAAUACUGCUUGUGAACUGUGUUUCCUGCUGUAAAGAUCCAGAGAUAGACUUUAAGGAAUUUGAAGAUAAUUUUGAUGAUGAAAUAGAUUUUACACCACCAGCAGAAGAUACCCCAUCUGUUCAGUCUCCAGCAGAAGUGUUUACUCUUUCAGUUCCGACCAUUGCUUUACCAGCUCCAUCCCAGUUUCAGCCUCCUGCAGAAGGAUCAAAGUCUCAAGUUGCACGUCAGAGUCUAAACUAUAUUCAAGAAAUUGGAAAUGGCUGGUUUGGAAAGGUCCUACUUGGGGAGAUCUACUCAGGUACUAGUGUAGCGAGAGUAAUAGUGAAGGAAUUAAAGGCAAAUGCAGGUCCCAAAGAACAAGAACAGUUUUUGAGAAAUGGAGAACCUUACUACAUUCUUCAACAUCCAAAUAUUCUGCAGUGUAUUGGGCAGUGUGUGGAAGCCAUCCCGUAUCUUCUGGUGUUUGAGUUGUGUGACUUAGGUGACCUGAAAACCUAUCUCUGCAAUGAGCAGGAGCAUAUUAAUGGAGAUUCACAAAUAAUGCUGCUACAGAGAAUGGCGUGUGAGAUCGCUGCUGGACUUGCCAUAAUGCAUAAACAUAAUUUUGUGCAUAGUGAUUUAGCCUUAAGGAAUUGCUUUCUUACAUCUGAUUUAAAUGUAAAAGUAGGAGAUUAUGGAAUAGGAUUCAGUAGAUACAAGGAGGAUUAUGUUGAGACAGAUGAGAAGAAGUUUGUUCCUCUUCGAUGGAUUGCACCUGAGCUAGUAACAAGCUUUCAAGACAGAUUGUUAGCAGCAGAGCAAACCAAGUAUAGUAACAUAUGGUCACUGGGUAUAACAUUGUGGGAGCUUUUUGACAAUGCUGCUCAGCCUUAUUCACACUUUUCUGACAGAGAAGUUCUAAUCCAGGUCAUAAAAGAGAAACUCGUUAAACUCUCUAAGCCACAUCUGGAACAGCCAUAUUCUGAUAGAUGGUAUGAAGUUCUACAGUUCUGCUGGCUACCUCCAGAUAAGAGACCAACAGCAGAGGAAGUACACAGACUUUUAACAUAUCUCCGCAUGCAAAGCCAAAGGGACUCUCAGAUAGAUUUUGAACAGCAGUGGAAUGCUCUUAAGCCAAACACUUCCAAUAGAGAAUCAAAUAACUCUGCAUUUCCAAUCCUAGAUCAUUUCACAGGAGAUCGACUUGGCCAGGAAAUGGAAGAAGUCCUCACUGUAACUGAAACAAGUCAGGGACUCAGCUUUGAAUAUAUCUGGGAGGCAGCUAAACAUGAUCAUUUUGAUGAAUGCGGUCAGGUGAAUCCUGAUGAAGCAAUGCCAUAUACAAACAUUUUCUUUCCAGUUGAGGUUUUUGAAAGGUCACUUUCAGAGCAACGGUCUGGAGCACAGGAUGAAAGUGGUCAGGAAGCAUCUCUUAAUGUACCUGGGGUGCUUCCUGUUUUUGAUGCUCACAAACGUUCUCUUGGAAGUGAUUACUAUAUUCAGUUAGAAGAAAAAGACGGGGGCAGUAGCAUGAAUUUUGAUAAUCAGUCAGCUGUACUAACAACAGAAGUUGAUCAUCAAGAAAUUGUACAGGACAAAAAUUCUCUUUUCAUGGUUCCCAGGGAUCUUGAUGCUGAAGAAUCCAGCACAGAUGGGGAGUUUUUCCACUAUAACAGAGAUCCUAAAGAUGAGGCUUUGCAUGUUACUAAUGGUCCUGAAAGCCCUUUCCAGAAUAUAUUUAGUGAUAUUGACAGAGCAGAGGAAUUGACAAAUAACAGAAAUAUAUUUGACUUAACUGAACUAAAUGAUAUUCAUGUAGAAUUUAAGCCAACAGUUUUAAGUUCAAGUCUAGAGGUAUCAAAAGCAAUCAGUUAUCUUGAUAAGGAGAGUUCUAGUCAUGUUUCUGAAAAUGAGGCUGUUUCCUUAUAUGAAAAUAUGAGAGAGUCUGAUUUUAGCGUGCUAUCUGUAGAAGAACUCUCUGAUAACUUUCUGUUUCUUCAAGAGAAGAAUUUAUUAAAGGGGAUAUUAACCAACAAAGAUAGCAGUGAUGAUAUCAGGCCAAAAUCAGAAAAAACAGAUUUUAAAAAUAUAUUCGAAACAUCAAAUAGGAACUCUCUGGACAUCGAGCUAAAACUGGCUAAAAAUACACCAGACUUUUCUUUAUUGCAUGAUGAUUUAAAAACGGGGAACAAAGAAGAUCAUGUCCAUGUGCCUGCAGAUGAAGAUGUGAGUGUUCUGCUUCAGUCUCUUGCAGAAACGCAGGUUCCUUCUGCUUCACUUGUAACAGAUGAGAAGUCACAAGAUAAAUAUCAGAACCUCCCCAUACUGAAAGGCGGUGAUAAAUUUUCAUAUGUAGGAGUGGAUAAAAACUCAUCCCACAGUAUUAAUGAUAGUCUCUGUCAAGGAAAGGAACAAGGCAUUGAAGAUGCCUCCAUUGAAAUACUAUCCAGUAAUGCCAAAAAUCAAAGUUUUGGAAAUGAUUCAUGUUAUGGUGUCACACUUGAAAUUGAAGAGCCUGAGGGACAAAUAAAAAAUGAAACACUUGUUAAUUAUGAUGAAAUUACUUUUGGGAGAAACCUUGGUGUAGAGAAAGGAAAUACUAAUAAGGAAUCUAUGAACUAUGAUUUACAGAAGACUUGUUCUGCAUUAGAACAGGAUGAUGGGGGUUUACUGGAGAACAACAAUGAAACUUCAAAUCAUCUUCAAAAAUAUAGCGACACUCCUAAAGAAGUGACUUUAAUAUCUGGCAUUUCAUCAGACCAUGCAAGUCAAGAUCAUCUGUUGGAAGACAGCUCAUCAUCUCCCUCACAGACUAUGGAACAGUCCAUAAAAACACCAGACUCUAUGGAUUCAUUAGAUGUGAAUGAGGUAUUAGAGUCUUUAGGGGCCCAAAGUCCCCAGAAACUUUUGCCACCUGAUAAACCUGCUGAUAGUGGCUAUGAAACUGAAAAUCUGGAGUCUCCAGAAUGGUCUUCACAUCUUACUGUUGAUGAUAUGUCUAACACAGACACUACACCAUGUGUUGUUGGUGAUAGGCAAGCUAGUGAUUUGCCAGCCAAUCCAGUAAUCAUUGUUUCUGCAGAAACAGCUUGCUCAGAUUCAAUAAAUAGCAAUAGUAACUUUGAAAUAACCACAAAGAAUUUUGCUAAUGGAAAUCAGAACUCUUACAGGGACUCUGCCUAUUUUUCUGAUAAUGAUUCUGAGCCAGACAAAAAAACAGAAGAGACUGUAAACAAAUCAGCAGAACCAACAGUACUAACAGUAGAUACUUGUAGAACCUCUUCCAGCAUAGAAGAGAAUAAAACUGAAGACUAUUAUUGUUUUGAAGAUAUACAAUCAAAGCACAGUCAAAUAGAGAAUUACCAGGACCCCAGUAAUUUAGACACACAGUUAGCAUUAAAUAACAAGUUGGGGAUACAGAAAACAGAUGUAAUGAUGCAGGUGUGUCCUGACAAAUGGAGUAAAGAAACUCCGAUAUUUGCAGUGAAUUCUGAACAAAACUAUAGGGGUGAAAUUAAACUACAUGAGGAAUCUCGCAGAAAUGUCUCUUGUGUUGGCACUAAUACUUCAGAAUUUCUUCCAUGCAGAGACUUAAAGUCUAUUAAUAACAUACACAGUCCUUCAGGUUCAACUGAUACUGAAAAAUCCUUGUGCCACAUUGAAGGACCUAAACUGAAAGAGCCAGAUAUUGAAGGAAAAUACCUUGGUAAACUUGAUGUUUCUGGAAUGCUUGAUUCAUCAGAGGAUGGAGAUGAUGCAGAUGAAGAAGAUGAAAACAGUGAUGAUUCUGAGGAUGAUAUGAGAACUUUCCAUUUGCGUAGUCUUAGCUCUGACAGUGAAGAUGAAACUGUGCAUCAGGUGCCUGUGAUACUUUCUGAUAAAGAUGAUGGAAAACAUCUGAGAAGCCUGCUGAAACUUCCAGAAUCUCUUAAACAUGACAGGCCCUCUGAGUACUGGAAAAGUGAGAAAAAGGCAGUAACAUUCUUUGAUGAUGUCACAGUCUAUCUGUUUGAUCAGGAAACACCAACCAAAGAGCUGGGAAACCGUGCAACAGAAUCAAACAACCAAGGCUCUGCUAGCACUCCUGUCCUAUCUUCAGGUCUCAGUUACUUGAAUAGAUUUACAAAUUCAGAAAGCUCUACUGAUGAAGAAGGUGGAGGUUUUGAAUGGGAUGAUGAUUUCUCUUCUCCAGAACCCUCUUUUAUAGCUAAGUCAGCGAAUAACCUCAUUAGUUCUAAGCCAGCUCUUCAGACUUCAAAGUACUUUUCUCCACCUCCACCUUCCCGGAGUCUUGAACAAAACUGGUCACAUUCAUCACCUUAUUCCAGGUUCUCUAUCUCUCCUGCAAACAUUGCAAGUUUUUCUCUCACACAUGUUACAGAUUCAGAUAUUGAGCAAGGAGGAAGCAGUGAAGAUGGAGAAAAAGAUUAGAUGAGUUAAAGUUUCCUCACUGGAAUUACACAUGUGGUACGUACCCACUCUGGACUAAUGUCUGAUAAACUCUGUCUAAAACUUAUGUGGAUCUGCUGGAGUGAAAUACAGGUAAUCAAGAAAUACUAAGAUUUAAAAUAAACACUGAAAGCAAUGUUAAAUCAGGACAUUAAUUUGAAUGUGUAUUUAACUUUGUAAUGUAUUGUUUUUAAAUCAAUGCAAUUUGCUUUUCAUUGAAUGAUGAUUCUGCCGCUGUUUUCAAGUACUUGAAGUAUUCAGAUAAUUAUUUGUAACGAACAUGUAAAGCAGUUACACUACAUUCUGGUUUAUGUAUGGGAUUGUAUCAUAUUCUUUUUAUAUUUUUCCAUGUAGUUCGUUAUCUAUUUGAACAUACUACCUGUUGUAGAAUUGUGUAUAAUUGUCCUGUGCAACAGCUGGCUGUGUUGUUGAAACUGUAUGAAUGAUAGUUGAUCAGUAGUGAGCCAUAUUUAUUCUGAAAGAUAUCACUUACUACAUAUUACUUUGCUUACUGCAAUUGCACUAUGGAUUUUUCUUCCCAUAUUCCCCAACAUUGUAUAGAAUCAAAAUCUUAAUUUUUUUCAAGGAAAUUAAGACAAAUUGAAUUGGCCCAGUUAACCAGUUCAUUUUGUACUGUUAUAGUCUUUGCUAUGCACUGCACUUGUAAAACAUACAAAAUUUCUGAGUGUUAUGUUAGAAUUGCUGGAAUCUUACAUGCAGUACCAUUUAAAGUGGUAGCUACUACAAAUGUGAGUGCCGGUAUUUCAUAGGAAAUUUGGGGAGGGAUGUCUGAAAUAUCUUUGGGAUCCAUUUUGGAUUAAGUGAAUAUCUUAUUUUCACUCCUGAAAGUAAUCAUAGUCUUUUAAAUUAUAGUAACACCUUCCUAUGUAGUCAUAUUUGAUGGCCUUUCUGCAUUCCAUUAAAACUGCCUACUUUUGGAGGGAGGGAGGUAUAUAUGCUGGCCCUGAAAACUUGCAUUGAAACUGGGUAUCUUGUAGAAAGAUUAAUUUUAAUAAAAAUGGACCCAUCAGGCCUACCUGGCUGCUCACUUGUUCAUCCUAUGGAUUCUGAAGCCCAAAUUAUUUUCUUUUGACUAUGGAUUGGGCCUUCCAUGCCUCCUUCCCGUUCAGAAACCUGUAUAUCCCCCUAUCUCAAUUACUGCAAAAACUAUUUAGUAUUAGGAUUAACAACUGGGGAUUUAAGCAUGCUAAUAGUCUGCUUCUAAACUAGUAGAAAACUGGCAUUCAUAUUUUGUCACCCAGAGAACUGUCCAGGCCUGUAUUAAGACAUAGUCAGGGCUCCAUGGUGCUGCUUGAAAUGUGCACUGACCCAAAGAUGUAAGAUAGUAAAGCUUGCCAUUAAGCUGUCCAAGUGAAGUGAAUGUGGAGAGAGAAAACUAUCACAAAUCCAGCUAGUUUUAAUUAAUCCUUUAAAUAAGUUGUCUAACAAGUUCCCUCAUUGUCUCACUAAAUACAGUUGGGCAGUAAUUCCUUCGCCUGUGAAAUGCAUUAUGCAGCCGCAAAUGUGGGACUAGAUUGGAAAAAGCUGAAAAAUGCUGGCAUUUAGUGCUUUGUGGUCAACCCUUCUAUCUGGCUGUACAGCAUACUGCAGCUUAGUGGCAUAAAUAUUUUUUACUCUGCUUUAGUAUAGGACUAGUCUUUCUGCUGAAUAAGUCUGGGUACAGAAAGCUAAGAAUUGUAAUCAUCUGCAGCAUAAAGAACUACAUGUUUUUAGCUGUUAAGCUCUGUUUGAUGUUACAAUUUUAUUUUAUACACAGUUUGGUUUAAAACAGGGCAUUGGUUUUAAGUGACACAAAUACAAAAAAGUAGAAAAGUGGGUUUUUUUUUUUUUUUUUUUAUAUAAACAGUUAUUUGGCCCUUACAGCUAGAAUGGCUUUCAUACCCCUCAAGGGAAAGAGAUUAAUUCUAAAAUAAAAUGCUUUAAAGUUGUCAGUGUAUUGCUGAGGUACUGAGUUGUCCUACUGAGGAGCUCAGGUCCAGAGGGAACCUGAGAGUCACAGGGAGAGUUGUAUUUCAGUGUGAGUAACAUCAUAGAAAUUUGCCGUUGCACAUGCACAGCAACAACUUUUCAUAGAAUUUUUCAACAUAUCUUUAAAUGCAAAGCCAGUUCUAAAUAUACACUUACAGUAUAUACUGUAAUGGGUUUAAAGGAGCUAUUACGUGGUAUGCUCUUUGUACAUAUUAAAAUAUAAACAAUAGACCUUGGCACACUAAACAUUAUAUCCUAUUAGUUCUGGAAUACAGACUUUUAAAAUUCCUUAAACACACACCAGGUUAAGGUGUCUCAUCAAUCCUUGAAUUUUUCUGUAACACUUUUAUAUUACCAUAAAUAAAAAAGCAGGGAAAUCCAAAAUUAAGAAUGAAACUCCACAUGCUGAGUCUCCAAAGAAUGUAUGGAAUUGUCUACCUUAGAUGUGCUGAAACACCUAAAGUAUCACAGGGUUAGAGAAGGAGUUUCAGCCUUAAUUCUGAAUCUCUUGAUUUUGAACAUAGUUUCUGAGGUUAAAUAAAAGCUAAUAUAGUUUGACUGGGAUAUUGAGAUGCAGCUUCACUUUUGUUCCUGUUGUAACUUCAGAAAUUUAGAUUAUGGAACAGAUCUUGUGCAGCUGGGUAGUAUUUAACCUUGUAUUCAACACAUCAGGAUUCUCCUCAGUUGGUGGGGCGUUAGUCAUUCUCUUUAGUAAGAGUACCAUGUCUUAAAACCUUACGUAACAAUGAAAGUUUGCUCCUGUGUCCAAGUGGACUGUUUGCUAAUGAAUUGCCAAACAGACAUUUUUUGUUCAAAAUGGGAUUUGUGUGUGUGGGAUGUUAUACAAAGUAAUGUGCUUCUUUAGCAAUAUUACAGAGAAAAAUCAUUGUUAUAUCUGUUCAAUUAUAUCUGAAUUGCCACACUUCCGUAAUCUCAGUGGAUAUUAAUUUCAUUAAUCCAGUUCACUAGAUUAAAAUUGUAAUAUUUUUUUUUUAAAUAUAUGUCGUUAAAUUUUAUUACAAACUACUACCGUGUUCAAGUGGUAAACCAUCUUCCAGAAAUGAAUUAUGCAAGGAAGGCAAAUUUGUGGAGUAGCUGAAAUCAAGUUGAGGUGAUUUGUCAAAUAGGCCAUACAUUACAUUCUGUAAUCUCUUGCACUGCUUAUCCAAGUGGUUUCAGUUUUAGAAAUACUUAUGUUUUUUCAAUGGUUUAUUAUGAGGGUUGAUUCCAUUUUAGUUUCUUCCGUAAUAGAAGAUCUUGAUUAUUUAUUUAAAUGCUAAAAGGCAUUAUCUUAAUAUGGCUACUUAAAUAUCUUACAAAAAAGAUCCCAUCUACAGUCUAAAAUGGAAGCUGAUAACAUGAUUUUAAAAAUUUCUUGGUGAGAAAAUGUGACUAGGUCACACAGUGAGAGGCCAAUAAAGUGAGAAGAAAGUCAAUUUUUUUAUUUGAAACACCUGUACCUUCCCAAGUCCCUAACUUUUCAGCUAUAUGUUGUAAACUGCCAUUUCCAUGGAAACGAACAGAUUGAACACUUUUUCAUAUCCUUGGUGAUGCACUAAUGAAAGCCAUUCAAGCCUCUUUCUUUUAUCAGUAUUUUAAGUAAUACAUUUAUAUGUAGUAUUGAAUCUUUUUUCAUGAGGGGCUGGUUGGUAGGGAAAUACUUGUGUUUUUUUUUAACUAUUAAGCACUAUGCUAAAAUUUCAGUGGUAAGUCAGGUGUUAGUGACAUGGCUAUUUGUUGGAUUUAGUGAAAGGUGGAAUCAAAGUAUAUUAGCCUUAUAAGAAAUAGCCUUAAAAUAAGAAUGGAGUGUACAAAAUUACUUCAGCUUUAAGUCAUACAAAAAUCUCCUUAAAUAUUAAUAAGUUUUGGUUCAAGUCUUUGAUAUGAAAAAAUCUAGAGAGUACAAGAGCAUAUAAAUAUAUUGAAAAUAAGUAUUUGUGAUACCAGCAGCCUGUUUUUCAGAUAAACUUGAAUAUGACUUAAAAUUAUUAGUUUUAUUAAAUUGUUUGAACUUGCACAGUCAUAGGUGUAAUUUAAUGAUAAAUGGUACUGAUGUGUAUAUACAAUGUUUAAUUCAAUUUGUAAAUGAGAAGCUAUGUAACAAAAUCAUAGGUAUGAAGUUUUCCUAUUGUAAUUUAAUACAGGUAUGAGGUUUUUGGCAAUACAUCAUAGUUAAUGAAAUUUCAGGUCAAAUCGUCUUGCAAUUGUGUACAUUUUUAAAUUGUAAUAUUUCUACUGUAUAUUGAUUAUCAUGCAUAGUGUGAUUCAA
Molecule: messenger RNA, 8911 nt
Organism: Terrapene triunguis (Three-toed box turtle)
Lineage: Eukaryota; Metazoa; Chordata; Testudines; Emydidae
Gene: LMTK2
Product: lemur tyrosine kinase 2
Exons: 14
Coding region: 1-4635 (1544 amino acids)
Biological process (GO): protein phosphorylation
Molecular function (GO): protein kinase activity; ATP binding
Source: RefSeq, a predicted model, not a curated record